AUGGCCACUAAGUCCGAGAACACCCCCAUAUAUACACAAGCGUCCCCCGUGGUGCCACUGCCCACAGACACCGGGGCGCUCGCCAACCGCAUUAAUUUUCACACUCGUGAGUUGCAUAGCAAGGCAGACGCCUUCGUCAGCGCCAAGUUCGCAGUUGCCCUGCGGCACCCCUCGAUUUACCGCCAGGGGCUCCUCGCCAUGUACUACAUUUUCCGCUCAGUCGAGCAGCACAUUGACCGCCUACUGCGCGCACCGGCGACUGCCGACGAGGCCCGCAUCGGCGAAAUCCUGCGCGCCUUCUGGCGGCCCGAAUUUGCGCGCGCGCCAGCGCUCGUGCAGGACUUCGAGGUCUACUACGCAGCAGAGUACAGCACAUCGGCGCAGCUGCAUCAAUUCCUCGACAGCUACGAGCUACCCCCCCGGCUGGCGGCCGCCGUCGCCGAUAUCGAGGCCGCGGCGCUCCGCCAGCCGUGGACCAUACUGGCACACUGCCACGUGCUCUACCUGGCGCUUUUCGCAGGCGGCCGUGUCAUGCGCUCCGCGCUCUCACGCCAGCUUGGCCUCCUGCCGCGCGCCGCAGGCCUUUCGGCGCGCGAGACCCAGCUCCGCGGCACCCACUUCUUCACCUUCGGCGCCGGCGCUGGCGAGGAGAACAAGGCCCGUGUCGCCUACAAGCGCGCCUACGAGCUCGCCACCCGCACGGCCCUCUCCGAGGCAGAGAAGGCCGACGUCAUCGACGCCGCGCGCGCAGACUUCGACCACAUCCAGGCCGUCAUGGCUGAGCUCGCCGUCCGCAACCGCCAAGAGCUGCUCGGCAGCCCGUCCUACCGUCUGCUCACGUUCCUCGGCGAGGAGUGGCGCUACCGCACAAAGAACUCGCCCCAGCUGCUCGCGCUGGCCGCCGUGCUCAGCGCCCUGUUCCUCUACGCCGCCGCCCGCGUCCUCGUCGCCCGUGCAUAG
Eremothecium gossypii ATCC 10895 is the source of this 960-nucleotide messenger RNA. RefSeq names its product Hmx1p (gene HMX1). Bases 1 to 960 code for a protein of 319 amino acids. The transcript has a single exon. The record is from RefSeq and is marked provisional. Gene Ontology annotation, biological process: heme oxidation. Lineage: Eukaryota; Fungi; Ascomycota; Saccharomycetes; Saccharomycetales; Saccharomycetaceae. Gene Ontology annotation, molecular function: heme oxygenase (decyclizing) activity.